GUACAUCGGAGGGCUAAAGGAGCGAACCCUCAAGGACCAGAUGGCAAAGGAUCCCAAGGAGGUCAUUCGCAAAGCAGUGCUGCGCAUGCUGCCCCGCAACCGACUCGUGGAUCCACGAAUGACGAAGCUGAGGAUAUUCGAGGGGGGCAGUCACCCAUUCGAGGACAUUCCUGCGAGGGAGGAGGCGAAGCCUGCCCAGCUCCCUCACCUGCUCCCACCUCCCAGAACCGUACUCUACCCCCAACCAUCACUCUUCCUUCUGCAUGCCCCCCCUUCCCCCCAGCCGCGCAUGAUGAAGCUGAGAAUAUUUGAGGGGGACAGCCACCCAUUCGGGGACAUGCCUGUGAGGGAAGAGACAAUGCCGCUAAGAAAUGUGAGGGAGAUGCGACCCAGGGAGAGGCGCGCUGCUGAUAAAGCCGCUCGUGCUGCUGCUGCCAAGGGCCUAGGUUCAACUGAGCAAGCAGGAGCAGCAGGGGAAGCGUAG
Closterium sp. Naga37s-1 is the source of this 484-nucleotide messenger RNA. Lineage: Eukaryota; Viridiplantae; Streptophyta; Zygnematophyceae; Desmidiales; Closteriaceae. The record is from the annotation of a GenBank genome assembly.